Molecule: messenger RNA, 2250 nt
Organism: Penicillium samsonianum
Lineage: Eukaryota; Fungi; Ascomycota; Eurotiomycetes; Eurotiales; Aspergillaceae
Product: putative alpha-amylase
Exons: 9
Coding region: 219-2102 (627 amino acids)
Biological process (GO): carbohydrate catabolic process
Molecular function (GO): starch binding; calcium ion binding; alpha-amylase activity
Source: RefSeq, a predicted model, not a curated record
UGUUUAUUUAACCGAUUGGGUUGGAAAUAGGCAAAGGCUUAUAUGAGUGUAUAUUUCCGUGAACAAAAGUCCAUCUUGUCAUAUCUUGGAUUACAUGACUAUAAUGCGCAGCAUGCAAUUCAAACCUAUAAAUCAGGCCCGACUGCUGCCCCCUUUGGUUUGACUAAAAUCCAAACCUCGCCAACAUAUCAAGUCCCGCUCUAUUCACGGCCGCAAAAAUGAAGAAACUUAUAUUCACAGUAACCAUACUACUCUGGCAGAUGGUUAUAGGCCUGACUCCCGCGGAAUGGCGCAGUCAGUCGAUCUAUUUCCUGUUGACAGAUCGCUUCGGACGCAGUGACAAUUCAGUCACUGCUAACUGUAAUGUUAACGACAGAAUUUAUUGCGGUGGCAGUUGGCAGGGUAUCAUCAACCAAUUAGAUUAUAUCCAGGGAAUGGGCUUUACUGCUAUUUGGAUUACUCCAGUGACAAAACAGCUCUCGCAGAACACUGGCGACGGCACAUCCUACCACGGGUACUGGCAGCAAGAUAUAUACAAUGUAAAUCCAAACCACGGCACGUCCGAUGACCUCUUGGCACUGUCGAAAGCACUGCACGCUCGAGGCAUGUAUCUCAUGGUUGACGUCGUGGCUAACCAUAUGGUGGCUACGCUGGAGCUGGGAAUACUGUGGAUUACAGUGUUUUCACCUCCCUUCAACUCUUCCUCCUACUUCCACCCCUAUUGUUUGAUCAGUAACUACAAUGACCAGUCCAAUGUUGAGAAUUGUUGGCUUGGCGACACCAUUGUGUCGCUGCCAGAUCUUGACACAACCCAGACCUCAGUGCAGGCCCUCUGGAACAAUUGGAUUGCUGAUUUGGUGUCUAAGUACUCCAUUGAUGGGUUGCGCGUCGAUACCGUGAAGCAUGUCCAGAAGUCUUUCUGGCCUGGCUUCAAUGACGCCGCAGGCGUUUAUAGUGUCGGGGAGGUCUUUGAUGGAGAUCCAGCCUACACCUGCGACUAUCAAAGCUACAUGGACGGUGUCUUGAAUUAUCCCAUCUAUUACCCACUGCUACGUGCGUUCCAGUCUUCUAGCGGCAGCAUUAGCGAUUUGUAUAACAUGAUUGGCACUGUGGCAUCUGAUUGUGCUGAUUCAACCCUACUCGGCAAUUUCAUCGAGAAUCACGACAACCCACGUUUCCCAAGCUACACAAGCGACUACUCGCAGGCCAAGAAUGUGCUCUCAUUUCUGUUUUUGUCAGAUGGUAUUCCCAUUGUAUAUUCCGGCCAGGAACAACACUAUAGUGGUGGAAGUGAUCCAGCCAACCGCGAAGCUAUCUGGCUGUCGGGAUACUCUACCACAGCAGAGUUAUAUCAAUAUAUUGCGACUACGAACAAGAUCCGCAAAGCGGCCGUCGCCGCAGACUCCAGCUACAUCACGACCAAGAAUAUUCCCUUCUAUCAAGACAGCCAUACAUUAGCUAUGAAGAAGGGAUCGGGCAGCUCGCCAGUCAUAACGGUCCUUUCCAACGCCGGGUCAUCCGGAUCCUCCUAUACAUUGUCUUUAAGUGGGAGUGGGUAUUCAUCCGGCGCCAAGCUGGUGGAGAUGUACACCUGCACAUCUAUAACAGUGGAUUCCAGCGGUAACAUCGCGGUGCCAAUGGCGUCCGGAUUGCCACGGGUGCUUAUUCUCGCAUCAUCCGUGAGCAACAUUGGGCUAUGUGGCUCAUCCGUUCCUAGUACCACAGCCACCACAGUGACUCCAACCACUACGACAACCACUACGGAGGCGGGCUGCACCCAAGCCACUGCCCUGCCGGUUCUAUUCAAGGAGCUUGUGACUACUGCAUAUGGCCAGGAUAUCUACGUCUCAGGGUCAAUCAGCCAGCUUGGCACCUGGGACACGAGUAAAGCCAUCGCACUGUCUGCAAGCAGCUACACUUCUUCCAAUCCCUUGUGGCAGACUACUAUCACACUCCCGGUCGGAACAACCUUCCAGUAUAAAUUCCUCAAGAUGACGACAGGAUCUUCAGCUGUGACGUGGGAAAGCGAUCCUAACCGAUCGUAUACGGUGCCAACUGGGUGUUCGGGAACUACAGCCACUGUGACGGCGAGCUGGAAAUGAAAUAAGGGUUAUUUCCGAUGGCAGAUUCUGCUUGGAGAUGAAUUCAUGCCUCAAAUUUGCGAAUAUCAUUGAUAACUACCGACCCUUUAUGAGUACAACGCUGCAGACCAAAUUCCAGAGCAUGGUUCUAGCUAAGCUAUUUAUCGUG